This is a messenger RNA of Humulus lupulus (European hop), 612 nucleotides long. RefSeq lists its product as uncharacterized. The record is from RefSeq and is a predicted model, not a curated record. The coding region runs from base 1 to 612 and encodes 203 amino acids. NCBI's taxonomy places the organism in Eukaryota, Viridiplantae, Streptophyta, Magnoliopsida, Rosales, Cannabaceae. The transcript has a single exon.
AUGAAUGAACCAGUGCUUGCCUCUGUUGCCAAUUUCCACACUUCUUUCACUGUUUGGCGAGAGUUGGAGCAAAAAUUUUCCAGUCAAACUAAGGCUCAUCUUCUACAAUUGAAAGGUCAGUUCUCCCAUAUCAGCAAAGGUAAUCUCCCUAUAUCUGAAUAUGUUGAGAAAGUUCAAUCGAUUGCUAAUUCUCUGGCUAUUGCUGGCUCUCCUGUUAGCUCUCAAGACUUAGUGCUCCAACUAUUAAAUGGCUUGGGUCCUGAAUUUGAUCAUGUGGUUUCUGGGAUCACUUCAAGAAGUGAUCUUUUGUCCUUUGAGGAGGUUCAAGCUCUCCUUUUAUCUCAUGAAACUUGGCUUGAGCAUCACAACACCCUCACUGAUCUUUCUUUAAAGAUGCAAGCAAAUCUUGCUUAUGGAAGCUCCAAAAAUACUGGAUCUCGACUUCCUAUUUAUUCUAGUCGUGGCCCAUCUGGUGAAAGUGGUCGUGGCCGUGGUUAUGCUCGUGGAAAUGGAAAUCGUCUUGUGUGUCAAGUUUGUCUUCGAACUGGUCAUACUGCAGCUGUUUGCCAUUAUAGAUUUGACAAGAACUGUGUAACGACCCAAAAUCGCUAA